Messenger RNA from Penicillium brevicompactum, 267 nucleotides. RefSeq lists its product as uncharacterized. NCBI's taxonomy places the organism in Eukaryota, Fungi, Ascomycota, Eurotiomycetes, Eurotiales, Aspergillaceae. The record is from RefSeq and is a predicted model, not a curated record. Gene Ontology annotation, biological process: lipid catabolic process. Gene Ontology annotation, molecular function: triacylglycerol lipase activity. The coding region runs from base 1 to 267 and encodes 88 amino acids. The transcript has a single exon.
AUGCUCGUUGUACAGGGUGAUCAAGAUAUCUUGGUCUUUGCCAAUAUGACUGAUCUUGACUUCAACAAAACUUGCGAGGCCUUCCCCACGUCCAAGAUAGAGUUGAGCGUGUACCCCGAUACGGAUCACGAUACAGUAACGACGGCAGCACAACCGGAUUGGCUGAGGUGGAUUGCGGCUCGAUUCGACAACAGUGCUGUGGGAGAGGGAUGCGUUAGACGAACUGUGCGUGCGGUCAAUGACCGGAUGUCCAACACAGUCGUGUAA